Messenger RNA from Aspergillus alliaceus, 1739 nucleotides. RefSeq lists its product as uncharacterized. Lineage: Eukaryota; Fungi; Ascomycota; Eurotiomycetes; Eurotiales; Aspergillaceae. The record is from RefSeq and is a predicted model, not a curated record. Bases 257 to 1657 code for a protein of 466 amino acids. The transcript has a single exon.
AAUGGGUAGGGUUUGUCAGAUGAUUCGGCAGCCCUACCUGGUUGAAAGCUUGGACUAAUUAUGCUUGACAUUGCCGCUUUAAUGGAGACCAUCAACCUCAGGCAUCCAUAAACUCAACCCAUUGACCCACUUGAUAUCAAAGUUGAACCAGCAAUUACUUCCGUCCUCCGUCCAUGUCAUCACAACAAUCCCCAAUCGCAGCCGAUGGCACACCCCAAAAUCUGAGCGACAAACCACUCGCUCCGCGCCACCGGGCAUGCUCACGCCGAUCCGAGUCCGCGGCCGCAGAAGAAAAAGCCCUGUGAACCCCAACCAGCAAGAUGCAGGCCCCAGGCCCAAGCGCUCAAAAGGCGGCCGACCGCUGAUGUCACCAACAGAACGAUACACCUCCUCCCAAAUCAAAACUGUCAAGCGCGCGCGCCUCAUGGUCGCGAAACCGCCCAAGCCGCGCAAGAAACAGAGCAGACUGGAAAGUUUACCGGUGGAACUGAUCGAGAAGAUCUUCUUGUACUCGUUGAACGUCAAUCUGCCGCGAGCGUCUUCAUCACUGGCAGCCACGGUGUCAAGCGAGAGGAUCUACCGUGCGCUGAUACUGCUGGCGUUCUGGGAUGACGUUCCGUCGGCGGCGGGGGCCUUUGACGCGGAGUCUGCGACGACCAUCGCGAGGAUCCUGAGACCGUUGGAUUACGUGCGGCUUGACUUCGACGAGCGGCGGAAAUUACAGAGUGCCAUAUUACGAUGCAAGUGGUGUACGGUGGAUCGGGUGUUGAGCCGGGUCCCAGAUUUGAUGGGUCUUACGAUCCAGCGAUACUGGUUCCUUGCGGGGAUUACAAUGUCGGAGGAUGAGGAGGAGAAACUGGCUGGGUUUCUUGCGCGUGAAGAGGGGGAAGAAGAGAUUCCGAGCUUUGAAGGCACGGAUAAAGACAAUAACCAUUAUACUUUAUCCGUGUCUCCCUUUGUCUCAAUUACUGUCACCUGUCGCGAAACAGAGGCUGCUCAGACGCACCGGGUGCUCGGCAUCACUGAGUUCCCUGAAAGACUUCUAAGGGGCGAAGGCGGGUUCGCAUCAGAUACUAUCGUGUACCUUGAGACGCUUCGCAUCGCAAGCGGAUUCAAUAGAUCAGAGCUUAUGGAAACGCAGAUCUCUGUGUCGCGCGACGCGCUGCAAAAGGGUAUCCAUGUGGCUCUGAUAGAACACAACGUUGAUGCACUUGCCGUCUUACUCAAGAUCGAUGAGUAUUAUUUUCGCUGCAAACAUACAUCCGUCACAGCGGCAAACAGUGCGCCUUAUUUGCUCCCGGCUGAACAUUUCCGGACCGCUGUGCGGGUCGCGCGCAAUGACCCGGCGUUAUUCCAGCUCCUUGUCCGCGCCAGUGCAGAGUCUGUGCCGCCUGAUGACUCGGAAAUUACACAUUGGGCAAUGGAUCUUGAUGAUCCGUUUGGCCGGUGGCUUCUUGAUCUCAUGCUGCAGCUCCCGCAGCAGACUGAGGCGGCGAACGCUAACCCGGCUGAAGGAGCGGUGUUCUACCUGGGGAGAGCGAAUGGACAGGUGGAGUUGGCGAGAAGGUAUCUGAAUGAUGUUCUGGGGAUUGAGGCUUUGGGGACUUGGGUGGAAGAAAGUAACCAUGACUUUGAAAGCCAGUGGAAGACUCUAUAAGAGAGUUUUUGCCAGUUACGUUAUGCUGUUGUUGUAUUAUGAUACAUUGUUUUCAUCAAGCGCAUCAAGCGCCAGGCGUAUU